Molecule: messenger RNA, 417 nt
Organism: Cylicocyclus nassatus
Lineage: Eukaryota; Metazoa; Nematoda; Chromadorea; Rhabditida; Strongylidae
Source: the annotation of a GenBank genome assembly
AUGUUGCUUUACAAUCUCUUCGUUCUUUCGUCGGUCCUGCUUUCGUCAGGUCAUGCUGUUAAUCUCGAGGCCGAUCUCGGAUUGAGUGAUUUCGGAUUGAAUAAGUACAACAAACGCAAUACAGAAAAGGAAGAUGCUCUGCGGGAAAGUUUCCUAAAGUAUUUCAAAGAACACUGCAACAAUGGGACUUUGCAGCUGAACUACGAUCAUAGCGUGUACCACUAUCUCCAUGACUAUCUUUUUUGGUGGACGAGAGUUUAUCCUAACGCUCGUAUAUUCUACUCGUUUAUCAGCAAAUGGCCAAAAACGGAAAAAACUUGGUCCCAAAUAGGAAAGGAACACAUCGAAUACAUCACUUCUUACCACCUUUCUAAGAACACGAAUAAAACCUGCGAGGUAAGCAAGUUUGAUAUGUAG